AUGUUGCAACCAGAUUCCUGUGCGUGUGGGAUGAACAAUUUAGAAUUGUUCCAAGUCCCCCCGACUAAUAUUGCUUUAGAAGACUCCAAAUGGGAAGAAUAUUACCCCAUUUCCAGUACUUUAGAUUCGGAUACGGCUCCUAUUGAAUUUGAAAUUAAUGGACAAGGAGAUCAAUAUCUGGAUUUAUCUCAAACGUAUGUUCAAAUAGUGUGUAAAUUUACCAAAGAGGAUGGGACUAAUCUGACUGGAGCUGGUAGUACUUGCGCCCCGGUGAAUAAUAUCUUCCAUUCUUUGUUUACGGAAAUCGAUCUCAGUGUCAAUGGAAAAAUAGUGACUCCGGGCACCGAUACUUAUCCUUACAAAGCUUAUCUGGAGAAAUUACUUUCUUACAAACCCAGAACUUUAAUGACCCAGAUGAGAGCUUGUAGUCUGUGGGAAAAAGAUACAGCAGGACACAUGGACGAAGUAGGGGUAGCAGACCUUGGAGUGGCUCAAAAUAAGACAUUUGAUGUAACCCCAGGUGCACAUGGUGCUGCCGAUACUGUGACCAUUAAUAAACCUAUCGUCCCAGAGUUACCGGCCAAUUCUAAAAACGAAGGAUUUAGAAAACGUCACCAGGCUAUCAAAGAUAGUAAGAAAAUAACCUUGUAUGAUCGUUUACAUCUGGAUUUAUUUCAACAAGACCGAUUUCUACCGAAUGGAGUAGAUAUCCGUUUGAGAUUUAAUCGAGCUAAACCUCAGUUCUAUAUGAUGAUCAAAGAUGGAAGUACGGGAAAAGUCAAAAUAUUGAGCAUGAUCUUGUGGGUGAGAAAAGUCAAACCCACGGCCGUCAUGAUGAAUGGUAUUAAUCAAAGUUUGAACACUUACAGAGCUAAAUAUCCAUUGAGAAGAGUCGAAGUGAAAACCUUUACCAUACUCACAGGAACUCAAUCUAAAAUCACAGAUCAUCUGUUUCAAGGCCAGAUGCCUAAACGCAUCAUUUUAGGUUUUGUGGACAAUGCGGCAUUUAACGGAGAUAAAACUAAAAAUCCGUUUCAUUUCCAAAACGUGGGAAUUAAGAAAUUAGAUGUCAGUAUCAACGGAGAGACCAUGAGUACUCGUUGUUUCGAACCUAAUUUCAAUGAAGAUUUAUAUCUGAGAUCUUAUCUGAGUUUAUAUCAAGCACUGGGAAAAUUAGGAGAAGAUUGGGCCCCGGACAUCACCCUAGAAGAGUAUAAAAACGGAUACACUUUAUGGGGCUGGGAUUUCACGAAAGAUCAAGAAGCGCAAUCGGAUAAAUUCCAUAUCAUAGAAACCGGAAAUCUGAGAGUAGAAGUCCAAUUUACCAACAAUACGGUGAACACCUUAAAUUGUGUGGUAUAUGCAGAAUUCGAUAAUCUGUUAGAAAUCAACAAACAGAGAGUAGUCAGUAUUGAUUAUUAA
Messenger RNA from Saccostrea echinata, 1422 nucleotides. RefSeq lists its product as uncharacterized. Gene Ontology annotation, cellular component: cytosol. The coding region runs from base 1 to 1422 and encodes 473 amino acids. Gene Ontology annotation, molecular function: ribonucleoside-diphosphate reductase activity, thioredoxin disulfide as acceptor. The transcript has a single exon. The record is from RefSeq and is a predicted model, not a curated record. Gene Ontology annotation, biological process: deoxyribonucleotide biosynthetic process. Lineage: Eukaryota; Metazoa; Mollusca; Bivalvia; Ostreida; Ostreidae.